This is a messenger RNA of Cladocopium goreaui, 2428 nucleotides long. The record is from the annotation of a GenBank genome assembly. NCBI's taxonomy places the organism in Eukaryota, Dinophyceae, Suessiales, Symbiodiniaceae.
AUGCGAACGCAAUGCUUUUGGAGCACGUUGUCUCACACCCAUCUUGUGCAACGUGCGGCAAUUGCAAAUUGUUCGACACGGAACCCGUCUCGGAACCUGUCUCGGAAUUCGACUUGGGUCACUGUUUGGGUCACUGAGGCCUUGUUCGACACGCCCAGCUUCGUUCAGGGAGCCCAACGCAGCAGCCCCUUCGUCAACCCCAUUCAGACAUCUGUCUUCGAGCUUUUGAAGAUUGGCAUCGGCCCAUCCAGCAGCCACACAGUCGGGCCCAUGCUGGCUUGUCGAAAUUUUGCGAAGCGCCUGGCAAAGCAGAACUUGUUGGGCGAGCUGUCAACGGUCUUGGUGGAACUGCGGGGUUCGCUCGCUCUCACGGGCAUUGGACAUGGCACCAACAAGGCGUGUGUCUUGGGCCUGCACGGUGUGACACCUGCGGAGGUCGACCCGGCCACAAUCGAGUCUUUCCUGAUGGACGUGAAGGAGCGAGGCGAGCUUCUGGUGGGUUUUAAGAGCGAUUUCAAGGAGAUUGUGUUUUCCGAGGAGGAGGACGUGCUGCUGGUGGCCGAGGAGCUUCCGCUGCAUCCGAACGCCUUGAUCUGCCGAGCGCUGUCGAACGACUUCACCUGUUUGUUGGAAGUUCGCUACUAUUCCACUGGGGGAGGUUUCAUCCUCUCUGAGGAAGAGAUGCUUGCAUCUGGACACAGUGCAAGCGCAGGCCGUCCCUUCCCUAUACCUUUUCGGAGCAUGGCCGAGCUGCUCUCUAUCUGUGACGAAAAACAAGUGGACAUUGCAACGGUGGUCCGUGCAAAUGAGGAGGCACAGAGGAGCCCAGAGGAGGUCCGCGUGGGCUUGGCCGAGCUCUGGGCCGUCAUGGAGAGCUGCAUCCAACGUGGGUUGGAACCGUCCAAAACCGAUGAUUUGUUGCCGGGCCCUUUGCAGAUCCGUCGGCGCGCCCCACGACUCUAUGCUACCGCCAUGCAGGAGCAAAGGCACGAAGGUGAAGAGUUGAAACCACAGCAGCCUGUGAUGGAUGAGUUGCGCUGGUUGAAUUGUUAUGCCUUGGCCGUGAUGGAAGAGAAUGCUUGCAUGGGGCGCUUGGUCACGGCUCCCACAAAUGGAGCAGCUGGAGUCGUUCCUGCCGUUUUGGCUUAUUACAUGAGGCACCUCCGACCAACACAGCCAGAGUCUGAGAAAAACGAUCCUGCCACCUUCCUACUGACGGCAGCAACCAUCGGAGUCCUUGCCAAGGAACACGCUUGUAUUUCAGGUGCAGCAGGAGGUUGCCAGGCUGAAGUGGGCACUGCCACUGCGAUGGCCGCUGCUGGGCUCAUGGCUGUGCUGAAUGGAACUCCGCAGCAGGUGGCAGCAGCUGCGACCAGCGCAUUGGAACACAGCUUGGGAAUGACGUGUGAUCCAGUCCUGGGUUUGGUUCAGGCUCCAUGCAUUGAGCGCAACUCCAUGGGCGCCACCAAGGCUGUGAACGCUGUAGCCUUGGUUCGCUCCGGUGCCUCUCAGAGUUUGUUGGACCUGGACGGUGUACUCCGUGUGAUGAAGGAGACAGGAAGCGCAAUGGACAAACGGUAUCGAGAAACAGCUUUGGGUGGCCUUGCGGCUGACUAUGAGCGCAAGACGUGGUGAGUCGCAGCAUGGGUUUCCGACGCAUCCAGCAUGGCACUAAAAAGCAGCUGAGAAGGCAAGUGACCUACGAGGACCUGGAGCAGAGGUUGGUCUUCCAGCGCAUGGAGCGUCAGGCUGUCUCAAAGUGCUAAGAUGUGCGAAGGCUGCAGCUUGAAGCAUGGCGUGGCAUUUUGACUGUUUGCAACCUUUGAGGAGCAAUGCGGCAAUGCCUUGCAACAUCUUUCAACAAGAUCUUCGGCGCAUGCGUCUGCGCCGUCUGCAGCGUCGCUGCGCCUGACAAUUGAUAGUGCUUCACCACUUUUGCGCCGAUGCCACUGAUGCUAGCGGCCACUGCAGUGUCGCCACGGCAACUACAUACAACUGCAUUCGGUUUCAGAGGAUGUAGGUCGAGCUUCCGAAGAAGUUCGGGGAGAGUCAUAGACUCUUAGAAUGAUCUGCGAAUUGAGGCACUCCAUGUAACGCAUGGCAGCUCUGGCAAAGCUGCAUAACAUGUGCAUGUUGACAAGGUGCCCCUUCCGCAUGUGUAUGUGUGUACAGGCUCACCGGUGCAAAACGGUUGCAGUCCAUUUGGAACCCACAGUGGAAAGUUUGCUCACAGCACCUCGCUGUGCAAGUGCCCUCGGCCAUGUGCAGUGAGGCCAAAGAUCCAUUUUGGUUUCGAUAUGUUUCGAUGUUCAUUGGACGGACAUGGACGGAGCGUGUAGAACGUGAAGUCUCGAUUGUGUCGUGGGAGGUCCAAUCUCAGGAAGGGUUUGCGAUUGCAGGGCGAAGAAUCAUCGUUUCAUUUUCAGAU